Messenger RNA from Phragmites australis (common reed), 993 nucleotides. RefSeq lists its product as uncharacterized. Lineage: Eukaryota; Viridiplantae; Streptophyta; Magnoliopsida; Poales; Poaceae. Gene Ontology annotation, molecular function: nucleic acid binding; protein-lysine N-methyltransferase activity. The coding region runs from base 60 to 806 and encodes 248 amino acids. The record is from RefSeq and is a predicted model, not a curated record. The transcript is spliced from 3 exons. Gene Ontology annotation, biological process: methylation.
CCAGCGAAGCGUUUACUACACGGUGCGCCGCCGCCGCCGCCCCUCUGCCGAGGCUGGAGAUGGUGGAUGCAAUGGCGGCGAGUGUGGAGGACGAGAGGGUGAGCGAGGAGGCCGUUGAGGAGGAGGAUGACACGCCGCAGCUGAGCGCAGCGGCGUCGGCGGCGCUGCAGGAGUUCCUGGCAGAGCAGCGGCGGCUGGAGCCGGACGGAGGGGAAGGGGAAGGACGGGUGGAGCUGGUUGCGGAGGACUGGCGGCUGAGCCAGUUCUGGUACGACGAGCGAACCGCGCAGACGCUGGCGGAGGAGGUCAUCCGCCUCGUCUCCCCCUCCGACCCGGGCUCGGCCGCCGCUGCGUGCGCCGUGGCCUGCGUCGCGUGCCCGACGCUCUACGCCUACCUGAAGAAGCGCGACCCGGGCGUGCCCGCGCAGCUGCUGGAGUACGACGAGCGGUUCGGGCAGUACGGCGGCGACUUCACCUUCUACGACUACAGCCGGCCGGAGGAGCUGCCGCCGGCGAUGAAGCACGCCUACCGUGUCGUCGUCGCCGACCCUCCUUACCUGAGUAAGGAGUGCUUGGAGAAGGUUGCCAAGACGGUGUCUUUCCUCGCGCAGCCUGAAGGCUCAUUCCUGCUGUUGCUCACAGGGGAAGUUCAGAAGGACCGGGCAUUGAAGCUCCUAAAUGUUCGUCCCUGCGGUUUCAAGCCUCAACACUCGAAUAAACUGGGCAACGAGUUCAGAUUGUUCACAAAUUACAAUCCUGGGGACAGACUUGGUGGUUGGGAGCAAAGUGACGGUGCGCCCAUUUAGCUGUACACUACUAAAUUGUUCGUGACUAUUGUUGUUGGUGAUGUGCUGCUUAAAAAUAGCUACUGCAUGCUUUUGAUGUUCUAGGGCUGUUCGCGGCUCUUUAAAAAAUCGCUUAUGUUAGGACAAUCGUAGCAUUUACCUGCUAAAUCUGUGUGCUGUGAUGUGUAUGGUCAAAAUUUACAAUUUA